Molecule: messenger RNA, 1381 nt
Organism: Vigna umbellata (rice bean)
Lineage: Eukaryota; Viridiplantae; Streptophyta; Magnoliopsida; Fabales; Fabaceae
Product: dihydroflavonol 4-reductase-like
Biological process (GO): anthocyanin-containing compound biosynthetic process
Molecular function (GO): dihydroflavanol 4-reductase activity
Source: RefSeq, a predicted model, not a curated record
CAAUUCAACGAAUCCAACAACUCUAUUCAUUUCAUCAGAGGUUCAACGUUUUCUCUUUUUCGUUUUUUGUUGUUUUUGUUUUGUUUUUUGGGUGAGAGAAAGGUAGAAGAUAAUGGGUUCAGUUUCUGAAACCGUUUGCGUUACCGGAGCUUCUGGUUUCAUCGGGUCAUGGCUUGUUAUGAGACUCAUCGAGCGUGGCUACACCGUCCGAGCCACCGUUCGUGACCCAGGGAACAUGAAGAAGGUGAAGCAUUUGGUGGAGCUGCCGGGUGCAAAGACGAAGCUGUCUAUGUGGAAGGCUGACCUAGGUGAAGAGGGAAGCUUUGAUGAAGCCAUUAAAGGGUGCUCCGGAGUUUUUCAUGUGGCAACUCCGAUGGACUUUGACUCUGCGGACCCUGAGAGUGAAGUGAUAAAGCCUACAGUAAACGGAGUUCUGGAUAUCAUGAAAGCUUGCAUGAAGGCAAAGACAGUGAGAAGGCUUGUGUUUACAUCCUCAGCAGGAACCCUUAAUGUUAUUGAGCACCAGAAGCCCGUUUUUGAUGAAACUUGUUGGAGUGACGUUGAGUUUUGUAGGAGAGUAAAGAUGACCGGUUGGAUGUAUUUCGUUUCUAAAACACUGGCCGAGAAAGAAGCAUGGAAAUUCGCCAAAGAUCAUGGCAUGGACUUCAUCACCAUCAUUCCACCUCUUGUUGUUGGUCCCUUUCUCAUGCCAACCAUGCCACCAAGCCUAAUCACUGCCCUUUCUCCUAUCACAGGAAAUGAGAGCCAUUAUUCGAUCAUAAAGCAAGGUCAGUUCGUGCACUUGGAUGAUCUGUGUCUUGCUCACAUAUUUCUGUUUGAACAACCAAAAGUUGAAGGGAGGUACAUAUGCAGUGCAUGUGACACUACUAUUCAUGACAUUGCCAAACUAAUCAAUGAAAAAUACCCUGAGUACAAGAUCCCCACCAAGUUCAAGAAUAUUCCAGAUGAAUUGGAGGUUGUGAGAUUUUCUUCGAAGAAGAUAAAAGAUUUAGGAUUCCAAUUUAAGUACAGCUUAGAGGAUAUGUACUGUGGAGCAAUUGAUACAUGCAGAGACAAAGGGCUUCUUCCUAAACUUGCUGAAACUCCACUCAGUAGUAUCAUUCAGAAUGCAGAAACUCCUACCAAGGGCGUUAUUCAGAACUAAACACACCCUUUAAUUUAUUUGUUCAUGCAUGUUUCUUGGUUAGUUUCAAUCUCAGUUUUUUUAUUAAGUUAGAAAUGUGCGUACAUUGUAACAUGAACUUCUAAUAAUGUCUCAUAACAUUACAUGUUUGAGCAUCUACUUCUGUUGAUUCAAGUGAUUAUGGUCACACGGUUGUUAGUUACAUGUACUUCUAAUAAAACUGUUUCUAUAUUUCGA